AUGUCCUCUUCAUCUGGUGAAUCUGGUGAUCGCCCACAACGAAAAUCAAGUUUUGGUAUAACGAUUCAUCAUGAUGGUCAAAAUGAUCAAAACAGUUUAAUUCCAUCGGUAUCUCAUUUAGGACCAGGUGGUCCAGGUUACACGUCAACAGCGGACGAUGUUAAAAAUAAACGAUUAGCUGAUGACGGUCAACAACAUGUAUCAGGCAAAAUUAGCGAAGAUGAUAUUAAAAAUAGAAAACCAUAA
Messenger RNA from Didymodactylos carnosus, 246 nucleotides. NCBI's taxonomy places the organism in Eukaryota, Metazoa, Rotifera, Eurotatoria, Philodinida, Philodinidae. The record is from the annotation of a GenBank genome assembly.